CUUCACUGUCUCUCUCAAUACAUACAUAAGAGACCGCGCGCAGGGGGGUCUUCUCACUAUGCGGAAGAUGCGAUCCGUCCGCCUUUGAAAUGGUCCCAGAGACGUGCAGCGAUUGGCUCUCCCUCCACUUCAAAAGAAGGACACGGUGUUUGAAAGCCUUUGGUUAUCAGAAGGAGCGCAGCCAAGAAAGUUUGUGCGAGUACAAAGCGCCAAGGCAUGCGAAAUAGGGAGACGACAGGCACUGACCUCCGGAUUUAAGAAGCGUACAAUUUAACCGGAUUACCGCUGUAUUCUUCACCUUCUUAUCGUAUCUCUCUGUGAAAACUGCGUGUUUCUGUGGCAGGCCUUUCGCGGACCCAAUGACUUGAUCAUUCGGUCGUUUUCUGUCGCGGUAGAGCUUGCGUUCAGUGUUGCAGGUGAGAGUAGAAAGAACGCACUAAGGCACGCGCAUGGCUGCACUGACGUUGCCCAGGACGGAUCAUUUUCUGCACGCCUUCUUACAGGACCGGACGCCCAGCUCGUCUCCGGACAGCGGCUCGCACCCUCUCUCAUUUCUGGCCGCUUCGGCGUGCGGGCAGCCCCGGCAGGCGGGCGGCGUGGGGGGGUCGGAGGGGGCCCCGCUGCCGUAUGAGGGGGCGGUGGGCUCGGCCCCGGGCAUGUUCCCGCUGUGGGGCGGCGAGGUGACGGCGGCCGGCGGCUCCGGGCUGGGUGCCCACCAGAUGGCGCUGGCGGCGCCCAAGGUCCAGUUCCCGCCGGGUCACCCGCAGGCCGGCCCGGGCGGCCACUCGCACCACCACCACCACCACCAUCACCACCACCACCACGAGCUGCCCCUCACGCCCCCCGCCGAGCCCCCGGCCCCCUACUCCUUCGAGCUCUCCCCCGUCAAGGUGCUCUCCUCCCAGGUGCAGGCGGGGGGGUCCUACUACCACCCCCAGCACGGCGGGAUGGGCCAGAACUUCCCCAGCUUCCUCCAGAACUCCUCCGCCCGCCACCACCACCCCAUGGAGGAGGGGCACCAGUGGUGGAGCCUCCCCCAGACCGGCGGGGGCGGGCCCGGCCACCCCUUCGCCCUGGGCCGGCAGCUGGUCCUGGGUCACCAGCCGCAGAUCGCCGCCCUCCUCCAGGGCUCGUCCAAGGGCCUGCUGAGCUCCACCCGCCGGUGCCGGAGGUGCCGCUGCCCCAACUGCCAGGCCUCCUCCUCCGCGGGCGGCGGCGGGGGAGCAGCCCAGCUCCCCGAGGAGCCCGGCAAGAAGCGGCUGCACAUCUGCCACGUGCCCGAGUGCGGCAAGGUGUACAAGAAGACGUCGCACCUGAAGGCGCACCUGCGCUGGCACGCGGGCGAGCGGCCCUUCGUCUGCAACUGGCUCUUCUGCGGCAAGAGCUUCACGCGCUCCGACGAGCUGCAGCGCCACCUGCGCACGCACACGGGCGAGAAGCGCUUCGGCUGCCAGCAGUGCGGCAAGAGGUUCAUGAGGAGCGACCACCUGGCCAAGCACGUCAAGACCCACCAGGGCAAGAAGGGCAGGGGGGGCCAGGGGCACGGGCCCACCGACUCCCUGCUGAGGAACAUCAAGAAGGAGUAGAGGGGCCUGUUUCAGGGUGCUAUAGAGGAGACACCCACCCCCCCCAAGAUUACAUUCCUGUUUCGCUUUAACGAUACCCUACUUCUCAAAUUCCGCUCCAGUCUUUGCCUUCAUAGGGUACCUAGGUCUGUUCUCUGAAGAAUACCAGGGACUUACACUGUUCAUCACCGAAAUGACCAGUCUUUACUGUAGGCGGGGCCAGUGUGGGUGCAGGCUGCUGUUCUCACCCAGAACUGCAACACCUGAUUCAUCAAGAUCUUAACUUGCUGAAUAAGGUGUUUAGUGCUGGGCUAGAAUAAAAGCUUGUGCCCAACAACAGCCCUUUGUGGAUAAGACUGGAUGCACGAAUCCUCAAUGUUUGUAUGUUUGCUUACAAUACGUCACCAUCCACAGUGGUUACACAGUCGACAUUUUAUAUUCGCGCUACAAAUUUAGUUGUCCGUUGAAGUACUUCAGGUUAAGUUUAUUGCUCAAGCCUGCAGCUGCAAACCUACUCUGUAAGGUAUGCAGAAAGGCACGUCGGCAUCUACGUGUCAACACAUUGAGGUCUGUUGACUUUUGCAUGCUGGGCACAUCCAGCAACACGGCAGAAGCUUCACGGCCUUUCCAGCUUCUCGGAUAUACACGUGAAUAGAAGUGACUGGGGUUCCACCGAAACGCCAUUUUUCGGAGAACGGCGCUCGGCACCCUGCGGACGCUCUUCAGACUGGGUACUCCCUUUCCACGUCAGCGCGAGGUUUCCCGACUUGCGAACGAUGACAAUCAGCGCUCACCGGAGGACCGGCGGGGUCACAUCCAAACCGCCGGCGCGAAGGACAAUCUGGAGCAAGGAAAGCUUUCACAGCCCAAGACUGCGCUCAUUAGCUGGAGAACGCCGAGUGGGUGACAGCUAGCCGUACGUGGCUAGCACGCGGCCGUUCCCUGCAUAGCGUGAAUGAUGGGGACGAGGGAGCAGGACUGCGUGGCUUCCUGCAGGAGUACACUUCCUGUGAAACGUCUCCCCGCGGCUGUCCGAUUCAGCGACCUGACCUGUUAGACUACUUCACUAUGGUCUGUGGGCAACUAUAUAGAUCUUACAGGGGUUUGAUGUGGUCCUCAGAUCCCAGCCAACGUGCGUGUGUGUGUGUGGGUGUGUGUGUGUGUGUGUAUGCGCGCACACAUAUGUCUCCUUUUUAUUACUGUGAUUUUUUUUUUAUUACUGUAAAUAUCUAUUUCACUGAAGUAAUUACUAAGUCAGUAUAUUUAAUAGAGACUGUAGAAUGACCAAGAUAGCUGUAUUUCAGAAACCAAAUAUAUUGUUUUAUAUUUGAGUAUAGCUUCUCCUUUUAGUUAUUUAUAAAGUUCCACAGGUAACCCUCUGGAACACUUUGUAUUGCUUCCAUAUAACAAGUUAAACAUUCACCGUAUAUUUUGAUUCACCCUGCAGAAAUUAAUUAAGGUACAGUUUAUACAUAUCCAUGGUAAAUUAUUCUGAAUAUUUUCUCUGUGUAUGUAUAUUUUGGGAAAGAGCUCUUUUUGUGUUAGGAAAAAAAAGUGUGUUCAUCAUUACUGUAAUAAACCACAUUAAAAUGUAUUUCCCAAUAUGGCUUCAGUUGACAUUAUAGACAACAGACUGGCAAAUCUUUAGUGUCAUUUAUACACUUUUUGAAACUAUUUUUUGGGGUGCCCUCAAUUAUUACCAUUAUUCUCCUCCUCAAAAUCACUCUCCUUGUUCUGAAAAGAACAAGGUAUGUCACCAUUCUGAAUUUAACCCUGUAUAUAUAAAAUAUUGAUGUACUUAAAUGUACAUAAGUAUGUUGACCCUAUGUAAAGUGAAACGGCAUGUAAAAAAUGUUAUUUUAAAUCAAAUAAAGAUAACAAAUGAAAUCAUGUCGUAAUUAAAGUUUCUAAAAAAUAAAACAUUUCUUUUUCAGUUUCAACCCAGACAAGCAACCAGGGUGGAAUUUUGACCACUGCGAACUUACACCAGCAAUGAUUUGUUUGACAGACACGGUAGUGUUACAUAUGUUUUUGUAAUUUUCGGGGGCUAAAUCCUAGCACGUGACUGUGAAAAUAUUUGUGACAAACACGUGAUGGUUGGUCCCACUGUAUCAAUAUAUAUAUUUCUCUGUCUACAAUUAUGGUAAAAACCGAUUUUUUUAAAAAACGAGCAAAACCAGACCAGACUUCGGAUAUUUUUAGACAUAAUAUUUUGCAUUAUAACAAUUAAUGGACACUGUCCUGCAGAUUUGUGCAUUCAAAUGACACUAAAAUGAAUGCCUUGGUUCCAAAUGUGAAUUAGAAUUACAAUGCUUUACUUCAAAACGCUGAAGUCGCUGCUGUUUAACAUGAAUGUUAAUUUAAAUAUUCAUUGUUUUGUCACGUUACAUAUAAAAGCCACUGCCAAAUAUAGAAAGUGAGUGCCAGGCAACGUUAACGGAAACAACUGAAUAACAAAGCGUCCAGACAUUUAACAAGUUUGACUGAAUGGCAAGGUUAUCAAAGUUCUUUUGUCUUUUGCCUCCAAGUUCGCAGUUGCGUGUGUGUCUGUAGACUUUUAAUUAGUUUUCUUUUUUCUUUCUCUCAGUGGGAACGAUUGUGUCAAUAGUACGCCAGACAGCACUGGACAGGAAUGGGGCCCCCCGCUGCGGCGAUGACCCACCUCGGUGGAUGGGAGCUCCCUUUGAUUUUUGCCGUCUUGUGAAACUUAAUAGCCUGAGACCGAUUUCUACAGCCCCCACAUGUUCACACAUCCAAAUCGCAAUCACCAGGGUGUUAACUAACAAUUCCCUGCACUCUGUAUUUAAAAAAAAAGUUUUCCUUACUUUUUUUUAGGGCAGCCGGGGAGUUUUGGUAGCUGGAGUAAGGUCUCGGGUGUCAACGGUGACCGACGUACACGUGAGAUUCGCAUAAUCUCACGCAUUGCGCACGUGAAUUCGAUACGACUGCUGACGAAUCGAAGUUGAAUACGAACACCUGGUCACCAGACUAGCUUAGUUAAGGCAUUUUUAAAAAUGUCACAAAAAAACAGGAAUGCAUAUCAUAUUAGUGUGUUUACAAUCCAUUAGGUCUUUAAAAUCUAAAAAUGAAAUAUACAGAGCGUCUGCCAAUUGCCAAAAAGUCUAAUUUGCAACAUCAGAUAUCUCUUAACUGAAGUGUAAAAAAUAAAACGCCUUUUCCACCGUGUCAUCUUUUUUGCAAACUAGUCUAAUUUGUCUUGAUAACUUUAAUGACAUAUUUUCUGCCCGUACUAAACACGUUUUAGUCUCCUGCAAGUUUUACAAUUACAAAUACCGGCAUUGUCAGAAUCGAUUGUUCUUAAACCAAAUUUCAGAAAAGGUUAUGGCUACAUGUUUAUAAUGGCAAAAUCUCCAUCCUUGCGGGAGAUUAUUUAGGGAAGGGUGUAAAGGGAAUGUUGGCUUUUAUGUUUGAUAUUCUACAUGGUUGUGUUUAUGAUUCAUAACAUUCUACAGGGUUGUGCACCAAAAAUAUGUUAGCCAACAUUUUAUAUAAAUGAACCCCAUGAGACAUACAGACAGGCAAACAGAUCCCCGGUAGAGGUGAUCACUUCCAUUCCACUUUAUGUCAGUAUUUGGGCUGAUUUUAAAGAAAGAAAA
Molecule: messenger RNA, 5182 nt
Organism: Anguilla rostrata (American eel)
Lineage: Eukaryota; Metazoa; Chordata; Actinopteri; Anguilliformes; Anguillidae
Product: transcription factor Sp5-like
Exons: 2
Coding region: 450-1586 (378 amino acids)
Biological process (GO): regulation of transcription by RNA polymerase II
Molecular function (GO): DNA-binding transcription factor activity, RNA polymerase II-specific; RNA polymerase II cis-regulatory region sequence-specific DNA binding
Source: RefSeq, a predicted model, not a curated record